CGGCGGAGCUCGAGCCUGGUGGAGGGAAGCGAGGCUGUCCCUGGAGGGCGUCAGGGCAGCGUCCGAAAGUUCAUGCGCCUGCCAGAGAGAGGGUCCCCCAAUCCGCCAGCAGCAGGCGUGGUUCGCCGAGCGCGCGCUGGGGGGCGGCCGCGGGGGUCGCGGAAGGGUGGGCGUCCGGACACGCGCUCCCCAUGGAGGCGCCCGAGCUGGGCCCGGGGCUGGUGGAGCGUCUGGAGCAGCUGGCGACGUGCCCGCUGUGCGGGGGCCCCUUCGAGGACCCGGUGCUGCUGGCGUGCGAGCACAGCUUCUGCCGCGCGUGCCUGGCCCGCUGCUGGGGCGCCCCGCCGGCCGCCGGCGCCCCGGCGCCCCCCACCGCCUGCCCCUGCUGCGGCCAGCCGUGUCCCCGCCGCAGCCUGAGGUCCAACGUGCGUCUGGCGGUGGAGGUGCGCAUCAGCCGGGGGCUGCGGGAGAAACUGGCUGAGCCCGGGGCCCGCGCGGGGAGGCGCAGAGGGGGCCGCAUCCCCACCAUGGGCUGCCUGGAUCCGCACGGAGAGGAUAUAAGGAAGACAUGGAGAAGACUCGAUGCUCCAAGACCCAAGUCAUCUAACCCAGAGGACGAUCUCCCUGAAGAUUACCCAGUGGUGAAAAACAUGCUCCACAGACUGACGGCGGACCUGACCCUGGACCCUGGCACCGCCCACCGCCGCCUGCUCAUCUCGGCGGACCGCCGCAGCGUCCGACUGGCCCCCCCAGGGACACCCGCACCCCCCGACGGCCCCGAGCGCUUCGAUCAGCUCCCCGCGGUGCUGGGCGCACAGGGCUUUGGGGCCGGCCGGCACUGCUGGGAGGUGGAGACCGCCGAGGCGGCCUCUGGCCCGGACUCCUCCGGGGAGGACGAGGACGACAGCGAGAGCCGCUACGCCGUGGGUGCGGCCGGAGAGUCGGUGCGUCGCAAGGGCCGCGUGGGGCUGUGCCCCGCGGGGGCCGUGUGGGCCGUGGAGGGCCGCGGCGGCCGCCUGUGGGCCCUCACGGCUCCCGAGCCCACUCCACUGGGCGGCACCGGGCCCCCGCCCCGCCGCAUCCGCGUGGACUUGGACUGGGAACGCGGCCGCGUGGCCUUCUACGACGGCCGCUCGCUGGACCUGCUCUUCGCCUUCCAGGCGCCCGGGCCCCUGGGGGAGCGUGUCUUCCCGCUGCUCUGCACUCGCGACGCCCGCGCCCCGCUCCGCAUCGUGCCGGCGGAAGGCUGAGUCCUACCCACA
This is a messenger RNA of Lontra canadensis (Northern American river otter), 1262 nucleotides long. It is a transcript of the gene RNF39, whose product is annotated as ring finger protein 39. Lineage: Eukaryota; Metazoa; Chordata; Mammalia; Carnivora; Mustelidae. The coding region runs from base 192 to 1250 and encodes 352 amino acids. The transcript has 4 exons. Gene Ontology annotation, molecular function: protein binding. The record is from RefSeq and is a predicted model, not a curated record.